AUGUCGUGUAAUACGAUAUCUUGUGCCUCAAAAUCACGCGCCUUGUUUUCUCCUGUCGGCGACAAUUCGCAAAAAAAUUCUUUCACCAAGACACCAAAUUCAAACAAAACACACAUACCAACUCAAAUGGAACAGACUCCGAGUAAUACCUUCCCGUCACAACUGUUGGUAGCCCUUAAACAAACACCGGCAUUAACUGCAGGAUUACCCAUAUUUACCCUCAUACUAUGUUUUUUCAAAAAUUCUAUGGGAUUUGAAUUCUCGAGUUUAAUACUUUAUCCUCGAUCACCAUUAGAAUUCAAUUUAAAUGCAAUAUCGUUGUACCCAUUAAUUCAUGUUGGUUAUUUGCAUUGGUUUAUAAAUAUUUGUGCAAUAUUCACCCCAUUGGCCAUGUUUGAAAAACGUCAUGGUACUGUAUAUACUGGGAUCACCUUGAAUCUUUUGACAGUAAUUGCUGCUUUACAGUAUUGUAUUGUUGGGUUGUUUCUUUACCCUGAUACUGGGGUAAUUGGGUUAUCAGGAAUCGGAUUUUCAUUUAUUGCAUAUAUGGCUUACAAGGAACAUCAGUACAAGCCAGUAUUGGAUAGUUUUAAAAUUGGAUCGCGUGAAAUCAAGAUUUAUACCUUGGCUACUCCUUUCAUUGCCGCUAUUUUCUGUUUAAUUGUGUUUCCGGCUAGCUCUUUACCUGGUCAUUUGGCUGGUAUUUCCACCGGAUUUCUUUUAGCUAAAGGUUAUAUAAACAAAUUGUAUCCGCCAUCGAGUAUCAUAUUGAAAAUUGAGAAAUUUGUGGCACCAGGUAUUGCAUUAAUUGGCCAAAUUGUGUUUUACCAUAAAGAAGAAGAAGCGGUUCAUGUUCGAGGUGUUCAGUAUGAGCCAUUAUUUGCUGAAACAGAUGCUGAAUCUUUAUCUGCAUCCACCUCUGUUGCACAGCCACAACCACAACCUACACGCAGUACAUCAUAUAUAAGAGAGACACACGUUUUGGGAGGAGCCCAGUAG
Messenger RNA from Lodderomyces parapsilosis, 999 nucleotides. Its product is annotated as putative rhomboid protease. Bases 1 to 999 code for a protein of 332 amino acids. Gene Ontology annotation, cellular component: membrane. The record is from RefSeq and is a predicted model, not a curated record. The transcript has a single exon. Lineage: Eukaryota; Fungi; Ascomycota; Pichiomycetes; Serinales; Debaryomycetaceae. Gene Ontology annotation, molecular function: serine-type endopeptidase activity.